ACGAGGAAUAGGAGGAAGAGUAGGAGGAGGACAAGUGACAGCAUCAUCAGCAUCAGCAUCACGAAAGAGAGGAGAGAGAAACGAGAGGAGAGAAGAGAGACGAAAGGGAGGAGAGAGGAUGCGCUUGCCACCCAAAGCAACCCAGCGCCACACACACACACACUACGGCGCGGAGUCUGCCUUAACACAGGUGAGCUCCAGCCCCCCGCACGCGCCCUCUGCCCCGUCACCCAGCCAGCCAGCCAGCCAGCAUCCGCCGCUCACCACCGCUCGCCGCAACCCCCUACUUUACGUCGCUCUUCUCUCUCCAGGGCGCUCGCAGCCAGUCCUCCUCUCGCCGCGGGCACGGUCAGGUCUUGCCUCCAUCCCCCCCGCGGUACUGAGACCUUGACGCGAGAGUUUCCGUUUAUAGUCGCCGGCGGGUAGUGCUUCGUGGUGGUCGUUGUGGUGGUGGUGGAGGCCAAUAAAACAAAUGGACGAGCGGAGAGUCGGGAGGAGGAGCAAGCAAUGACGGCAGGACACGUUCGCUGGCUCAACAUUCCCACUCCCGGGGGCGCAAAGGAUUCCUGACUACACGAACGAACGAGGAUACGAGUGAACGAGUGAGUGAGUGAGGGGAAAAACACCUCAAGGCCACACCGACCAACGAAACGCAACUGACUCUGUGGUGGUUGUGUUGGCGGUUGUCGAGUUUCUUUUUUUCUGUGGUUUUGAAUGUCGGCGCCGAGUGACUGAAUGAAACUUGUGGCUGAAACGGAAAGGAGGAAAAGUGACAACGCACAUAGACUGACACCCGCCGCCACAGCUCCUCUCUCCGCUGCAUCAGGAGGAAGCGGAAGAGAGAGCUGCCGCCGGGACGCCUCUCUCUCGCUCUCUCAAUACCAUGGACGCCGGGAGCUGUCAGGCGAGCUUUGGGGCCGCGAGAGAACCAGCCGCUCGCGACAGCUCCUGAGGGGGAAGAUAAAGUGAGAGAGAGAGAGAGAGAGAGAGAGAGAGAGAGAGAGAGAGAGAAGCACCGAUCGGAUGUCGAGAGCAGAGUCACCGAGGGAGGCGGCGUUGUCCCGGCUGGCCCUGCAAUGGGUUUAGUGUGCUCGGGCCGGUGUGGUCAGGACGCCGUGGGACCGGAGCCAGCAGCCCACACCCCCACCGCACGCCGCACCAAGGACAAGGUCGCCGCCGCCGCCGCCUCAGCGCCCCACACGCCCAACGACACAGCGGACAACCCGGAGCAAGGGGUGCGGGGUGAGGGCAGCGGCUCGAGCGGCAGGAAGCACAGCACCGAGGACCCCGCGGCCAUGCCCUCCAGAACGCUGCUGGUGGGGGCCGAAGACCCCGACUCUGACCAAGGGGUCGGGGCGCUGGGCCUCGCUGUGAACGGAAGGAAUAAGAUGAACCACGACCUUCCGUUAACAGCCGAGGACAUGACGGGGGAGGCGGUGGGUCAGUACCUCAAGGCCCACCCUGAGUUCUUGGAGAGUUGGCUCAUGGAACAGGUCGAACUCGAGACGCUGGAGCGGUGGAUGAUUCGACGGACCCAACGCGACAAACAGAAGAGCUUGGAGAACGGGACAAAUGCGGCUCCAGUGAUUCUCGUCUCCUCUUCUCUUUCUUUCGAUUCCACUACUACCACUACCAAUACUACUACUACCUCUGCUACCACCACCACUACAGCCGCGUCCAAUAGAGCGUCCCUUGAGCGAGUGGCAAGUAAAAUCAUCCGGAAAACAAGCUUAUCCAGAUGGAAGUUCUGUGUGCACGCCGACAAACGCAAGAUGCUGCAGGAGCUCACAUCGUCUCUAUACGUGCGGCCCAACAAGCCUCACGUCCUCUGGGAACUCACGCGCUGCAUCUCGUCGGCGGUGAACGCGGACGGCUGCAACCUCUACCUCGCCGACCUGGACACCAACACGCUCAUGCGAUACGUGGAGAGCAAAGACGGGGAGGGGAACACUUCAACGUGGACCUGUCCGGUGGGUAGCGGCUCGUGGCUGUGCGGGUACGUGGCCAGCUCCCGCCAGGCCACCCGAGUGACCUGCCCCACCACCGACCCGAGGUUCCCCAAAGGAUGCGCCUCCGCAGAGGAGCAAGACGUUCACCACCUCCUCGUGAUGGCGGUGGUGCAGAGCGACGGGGAGCUGGCGGCGGUGCUGGAGCUGUACAGGCGGCGGGGGGGCGGCGAGGCGUUCCACACGGAGGAUGAGGAGAUCGUCAACUCGUACCUGGUGUGGGGAGGCAUCGCCCUGCACUACGCCGAGCUCUACCACAGCAUGGUGAAGCAACGCACGCUCAACGAGUUCAUCCUCUCCGUCGUCAAAUCGAUCUUCCAGGAUAUGGUCAGCAUGGACACGCUCAUUAUGAAGGUGAUGAACUUUGCCCAGAAACUCGUGAACGCCGACCGCGCUUCCCUCUUCCUCGUCGACUCCAAGAACAAGCAACUCUACGCCCGCAUCUUCGACAUGGGCAGCGAGUUCACGGAAGACAACCCCCCGCAGUCGCAGUCCUUCAAGGAGAUCAGGUUCGCCAUCGGGAAAGGAAUCGCCGGCAUCGUGGCCCAGAACGGGGAGGUCCUCAACAUCCCGGACGCCUACGCCGACCCUCGCUUCAACCGGACCGUCGACCAACUCACAGGCUACGUCACCAAGUCCAUCCUGUGCAUGCCCAUCUUCAUCCGCGGGAACGUGAUCGGCGUGAUGCAGAUGGUGAACAAAGCAUCGGGGGUGUUCAACAAGGAGGACGAGGAGUCGUUCCAAAUGUUCGCCAUCUACUGCGGUCUCGCCCUCCACCACGCGAAGCUGUACGACAAGAUCCGACGCUCCGAACAGAAGUACAAGGUAGCUCUGGAAAUGAUGAGCUACCACAGCAGUUGUGCGCCCCUCGAGCUUGAUAUGUUGUCAAGGGAAGAGGUGCCAGGUGUCUUGCCAGGCGUAGAUGACUACUACUUCUGCGCCAUGAACCUGGAGGACAUGACGAAGGUGCGACACGCCAUCUACAUGUUCGUCGACCUCUUCGGCCUCUCCCGCUUCGAUAAGGACUGCCUCAUCCGCUUCACUCUCACCGUCAAGAAGAACUACCGCCGCGUGCCCUACCACAACUGGACGCACGGGUUCAGUGUUGCCAACUCCAUGUACGCCAUCAUCAAGCAUAACCCCAAGAGCUUCCGGCCCCUCGAGUGUCUCUCCUUGUUCAUCGGGUCCCUCUGUCACGACCUCGACCACCGGGGGAAGAACAACAAAUUUAUGCUGGAGACGGAGAGCCCCCUAGCGGCCAUCUAUACGACCUCGACCCUGGAACACCACCACUUCAACCAGACCGUCACCAUCCUCCAGCAGGAGGGGCACAACAUCUUCGGCAAGCUCACCUCGACGGAGUACAAGCAGGUCCUGGGCAACAUCAAGCACUGCAUCCUGGCCACCGACCUCGCCCUCUUCUUCCCUAACAAGGCCAGACUCACGCAACUCGUCGAGGACAACCUAUUCGACUGGGACAACUAUGACCACAGGAUGCUCAUAGAAGCCAUCGCCAUGACCGCCUGUGACCUCUGCGCCUCGGCCAAGCCCUGGGAGAUGCAAGCCGAGACUGUCAAGGUCAUCUUCGAGGAGUUUUACGAGCAGGGAGAUGCGGAGAAAGCUGCCGGCAAGAACCCAAUCCCCAUGAUGGACCGGACAAAGGUGAACGAACAGGCCGAAUCACAGGUCGGUUUCCUCUCUGGGAUCUGCAUUCCUUGCUACGAACUGCUCCACCGACUCAUCCCCAACACGGAGCCUCUGCUGGACGGCUGCAAGAACAAUCUGCAGACGUGGAAAAAGAUCGCAGAGGAGAAGCGGAAGGUGAUGAAGUCCAACAGCGAGGUGGAAGGCGAGGAGGAGACGGACACGGGCAUCGAGGAAGUGAACGAGGAGGAGGAGGAGGAGGAGGAGGGAGUCGAGGCCUUGCAAGACAUCGACGACGAGUGUGUGGACGGGAAGAGCGGAACUUAGAACCGUGUUGAGAAGGAGUGCGAUCCGACGUGAGACCACCGACCGAGCGAAGGACUGUCUUGUCUUUCGAAACCAACGUUCGCAAACGCCAACGUGUGACUCUGAUGACAAGACUGCAGUGUGAAUAGCGCAAACCAGCGUGAAAAACCUUAGUGAGACGAUACAUAACACUGUGAGAACAAAUGUGGUACUCUUUAAAACACCGCAUCUCGAAAUGACACAAAUAAUGGUACUUCUUCAUAUCCUCCCAGACACUCAAGCGCUGUUUUCUUCCUAGUGAGAGAAGUUUCAGGUGUGUUAACUUAACCUCAAGCACAACAAAGGGACAGAACCUAAGCAGACAGUACGGACACUCUCUCUACUUAUGAGAAGGAAACUUGAGAGGAAAAGGAAGGAAGUUACGGUCGUUUUAGCGUCAGAUACAAAAGGGGCGGAUCCUAAAAAGUCUCUCCACUCUUUCUGCCCACGACGAAAAGACUCGAAAGGAAAGUGAAGGAUGUUUCGGGCUUUUUAACUUCGGGCACAAAAUGGACAGAACCUCAACAGUUUCCCCACUCUCUCCACUUGACUUGGAAGGGAAGGGAAGGAGAGAGAGAGGGACAAAAUAGGGACGGAACCU
Molecule: messenger RNA, 4596 nt
Organism: Eriocheir sinensis (Chinese mitten crab)
Lineage: Eukaryota; Metazoa; Arthropoda; Malacostraca; Decapoda; Varunidae
Product: probable 3',5'-cyclic phosphodiesterase pde-5
Exons: 19
Coding region: 1077-3977 (966 amino acids)
Biological process (GO): negative regulation of receptor guanylyl cyclase signaling pathway; signal transduction
Molecular function (GO): 3',5'-cGMP-stimulated cyclic-nucleotide phosphodiesterase activity; protein binding
Source: RefSeq, a predicted model, not a curated record